GGUGACAUCUGCUGACCAUAAAUGUGUCAAGACAAGAAGUCGAGACCCAAUGCUAGUCUAUUUUACUAGUGGAACUACAGGCUUUCCAAAAAUGGUGGUGCAGUCCCACAGCAGUUAUGGAAUUGGAUUUGCAACCAGUUCCAGGCGUUGGAUGAAUUUGACUCCCUCAGAUAUAAUGUGGAAUACCUCUGAUACUGGCUGGGCAAAAUCAGCUUGGGGCAGUGUUUUUUCACCAUGGAUCUGUGGGUCAUGUGUCUUUGUACACCAUUUGCCACAGUUUCAACCAGCAGUUAUUGCAGAGACUCUCUCAAGAUAUCCCAUCACUACCUUCUGCACUGCUCCCACUGCCUAUCGCAUGAUGGUCCAACAUGAUCUGAGCAGCUACAAGUUCAUGAGUCUGAAGCACUGUGUAACUGGAGGGGAACCACUCAAUCCUGAAGUGAUGGUGAAGUGGAAAAAACAGACAGGGCUGGAUAUCCAUGAAGCUUAUGGCCAGACUGAAACA
Messenger RNA from Acanthisitta chloris (rifleman), 505 nucleotides. RefSeq names its product acyl-coenzyme A synthetase ACSM3, mitochondrial-like. The record is from RefSeq and is a predicted model, not a curated record. Lineage: Eukaryota; Metazoa; Chordata; Aves; Passeriformes; Acanthisittidae. Gene Ontology annotation, biological process: acyl-CoA metabolic process; fatty acid biosynthetic process. Gene Ontology annotation, molecular function: fatty acid ligase activity; fatty-acyl-CoA synthase activity. Gene Ontology annotation, cellular component: mitochondrial matrix. The annotation marks the transcript as partial. The transcript has 4 exons.